Molecule: messenger RNA, 1413 nt
Organism: Closterium sp. NIES-65
Lineage: Eukaryota; Viridiplantae; Streptophyta; Zygnematophyceae; Desmidiales; Closteriaceae
Source: the annotation of a GenBank genome assembly
AUGCGCAUCCUGUGCGACGUGUGCGAGGCGGCGCCCGCCAAGGUGUUCUGUGCUGCAGACGAGGCGGCGCUAUGCCUGGCAUGCGAUAACAAGGUGCAUGGGUGCAACAAGCUGGCCAGCCGCCACGUGCGCUUAGAACUCGCAGAGGCGCGCGCCAUCCCGCGCUGUGACAUCUGCGAGAACGCGCCUGCCUUCUUCUACUGUGCAGUGGACGGCACGUCUCUCUGUCUGCAGUGCGACCUGGAUGUGCACAUAGGCGGCAAGAAGGCGCACGAGCGAUACCUGCUCAUGGGGCAACGCGUGGAGCUCCCCAAGACUCCCCCCGCUCCAGCUGAAGACCCCACCCAGCCUGCCCUCCCCUCCCCAGGGGGGGGCCCUCCGGACCACCAACUCCGCCCAGGCGCGCAGGGGGGUGGUGGGGGUGGUAACCCGACUGGUAACCCUACUGGUAACCACAUGUGGAACAUGGGAAAUGCAGAUAUGGGAGGUGGGAACAUGGGGAACGGGAACGUGGGGAAUAAUGUGCAUGGGGGGCGGGGGCACAUGGGGGCAGGUCAGGGGAACGUGCAAGGGGGGGUUGGUUUGUGGCAAGGUGGGGGGAAUGUGGAUGGCGGUGGGGAUGGUGAGGGAGGGAGAGGUAUUGACAAUGGUGCCGGUUUUAGCCCUGCUGCAGGCGGGACAGCAGCAGGCGGAGGGGGUGGAGGAGGGGCGGGGGGAAGUGGAGGAGGAAGAGGUGGAGGAGGGGUGACAGGAGGCGGAGGCAGGGGAGGGACAGGGGGAGCGGGGGGGACAGAGGGUGGGGGAGGAUCGGGAGGGUUGACAGGUACGGCGACGGGGACAAUGCGGGCUCUGACCUUGAACGUGGGCGGAAGGGGGGGUGGGGGAGAGGGGGGCAGUGGGAGCGCUCUACAGGAGAGGGCUGGGGCAGGGGUAGGGGGAGGGGUAGGGGGAGGGAUAGGGGGUGGGGGUGGGGUAGGGGUAGGGGCAGUGGCAGGGAAUGGGUUGUAUGGUUUGCGGUCCGGUGCUGCUGGGUUGGGGAUAGGGAUGGGGAUGGGGACUGGGAUGGGGGUUCGGAAAGCGGGGCCAGCAGGAGGAGGGAGAGGAGGCGAGGAAGGGGGGGCUAGGAGUAUGGUUAUGGGCAACGUGAGUGACGCCCCUGCUGUGGCUAUAGCUGUGGGGGAUGAUGAGAUCCCUGCGUUGGCGGAGAGUGGUGGAAUGCUGCUGUUGCCGUUUCCGUUUUCCUCCGGUCUCUCUUAUGUUUUUUUUUCCCAAAACUUGGAUGCUUCUGUGCUCCUUCUCACAGCAGUAGUGAGCUUGUGGCUGCAGGCGGGGAGCAAUGGAGGGGAGCUGAGCAGCGAAGUGGGAGUUGUGCCGGAUAUGCCGCCAGAUGAGAUUGCCGUCCAGGCAAUGUGA